AUCUAUUUCUGAAUACUAUUUUUGCCUGCGGUUUCGGUGCGAUGUUGCGGUUGUGAAUUUGUGAAUUUACGUUUUAUUUCAGUAAAUGAGGACACGCUACAAUUUUUGUACUGUGCGGCGUGCGCUUAAAGUCAAUUUCGAAAAUAAUUAUUUGUAUCAGUUUAGGUUAUCCAACUGAAAAUAAACAAUUAACCAGGAGUCACCAGGUUAUUAUGUUACUCAACAAAACCAGUAAAGUUCCAGGUUGGUAGGACAGACGAACUUCUCAAGAAAGAGCAAUAUGGAGAAUAAUUCAACGUCAGACAUCAUAAUUCUAAGUGGAAAUUCACAUCCUGAGCUCGCGGACCUGAUUGCAAAUCGGCUCGGAGUACGAAAGGGAGGAUGUUCGGUUUAUCACAAAACGAACCGGGAGACUAUGGUUGAGAUUGCAGAUUCAAUCCGCGGAAAGAACAUUUACAUUGUACAAACUGGAACUAAGGAUGUUAACAACAACAUUAUGGAACUAUUAAUUAUGGCUUAUGCAUGUAAGACGUCAUCGGCACGGUCCAUUGUGGGGGUGAUUCCAUAUCUGCCGUACAGCAAACAGUGCAAAAUGAGGAAACGAGGUUGCAUUGUCACCAAACUCCUUGCUAAAAUGAUGUGUAAAGCUGGUCUUACACAUAUCAUCACUAUGGAUCUGCAUCAGAAGGAAAUACAGGGUUUCUAUGAUUGCCCAGUGGAUAACUUACGAGCAUCUCCGUUCUUAUUACAAUACAUUCAAGAUAGUAUUCCAGAUUACCGUAACUCUGUAAUUGUGGCUCGCAACCCAGGUUCUGCGAAGAAGGCAACUUCAUACUCGGAACGUCUGAGAUUGGCCAUUGCGGUGAUACAUGGUGAACAAAAAGAAGCCGAAAGUGAUGAAGUUGAUGGCAGAUAUUCACCACCUUGUUUACCAAGCAGAUCGCGCACAAUGGAUGUCCCAGUAGGGGUUCCAGCACAUCCAGCCAAAGAGAAGCCUCCAAUCAAUGUUGUAGGGGAUGUUGGCGGUAGAAUAGCAAUUAUGGUGGACGAUAUGAUCGACGAUGUGCAGUCAUUCGUAGCGGCCGCGGAGGUGCUAAAAGAAUGUGGUGCUUACAAAAUUUACGUGUUAGCCACUCACGGUCUAUUGUCGUCUGACGCACCACGUCUUAUCGAAGAUUCGCCCAUUGACGAAGUCGUAGUUACCAACACUGUUCCUCAUGAACUUCAGAAGAUGCAAUGCAACAAGAUCAAAACCAUCGACAUUUCUGUAUUGCUCAGUGAAGCUAUCAGGCGCAUACAUAACAAAGAAUCUAUGUCAUAUCUUUUCAAAAAUGUCACGCUUGAAGAUUAAAAAGUAUAAUAUUUGUACUGUAAUUCUUAUAAUGCGUGGAAAUAUAUCUGUACCAUAAAAUCAACUAGUUUUAAGAUAGUAUUUUUAUAGUAUUGUCAUCUCUGAGAGUAUUACAAAAAAUCUUGUUGAGUAUUCUUUGCUUGUUUUAUGUUAAAUUUAUAAUCCGUUGGGGCUGCAGGUAAAUUGGAACAAAUUAGACUGUAGUUAGGGUACUGCCUGGAGUGUAUCAUUGUUAGUACAGUUUUAUUUUAUAAGUUUGUAUGUAUUUAGUUUUUAGUUGAUCUAAAUUAAGCAUUUCUAAUUUUGUUUUUAUCCUAGCCUUAUAUUAUGUAUCACGUAAUUAUGCUCUGACAAAAUUUUCGAUGACUGCACUGUGAUUAAAUAUGUAGUUAUAAUUAUGAAAAUCUAAAUCUUGUUAUAAUUAAAAACUGUCCAAAGCUUCUAUUAUUGAAUAAAUCCAUUAUUAAAAUAUUAAAUAUUAUACUAGUGUAGUAGAAGCCACAUAAUAUAUGUUGUUUUGUGAAAAUUGUAUUCUAUAUCAAUAAAUAUUUUGUGGCAUA
This is a messenger RNA of Colias croceus (clouded yellow), 1911 nucleotides long. RefSeq names its product phosphoribosyl pyrophosphate synthase-associated protein 2. The record is from RefSeq and is a predicted model, not a curated record. NCBI's taxonomy places the organism in Eukaryota, Metazoa, Arthropoda, Insecta, Lepidoptera, Pieridae. Gene Ontology annotation, biological process: 5-phosphoribose 1-diphosphate biosynthetic process; purine nucleotide biosynthetic process. Gene Ontology annotation, molecular function: magnesium ion binding; ribose phosphate diphosphokinase activity. The coding region runs from base 281 to 1351 and encodes 356 amino acids. The transcript has 7 exons. Gene Ontology annotation, cellular component: cytoplasm; ribose phosphate diphosphokinase complex.